AUGUCUGUUACCAUAACGCUGGUGGAGAUGGAGGAGGAUUUCACGGACCUCACCAUUCCCGCUGAUUACAUCAAAUUCUAUGGCGAUCCUCUCAGUCUCGUCGCUGGACUAGACUCAGCACCAACGCAGUGGAAGGGAAAAGGCAAGGCCGUGGGGCCAUCCGUCGACGACGAGCCACCUGUGACGGUAGAGGAAGAAGUCGACUGGACCAAGUACAACCCUCCUGCGGCCUUGCACACAACGCCAAAUUUCCAUGACGAUGUUCUCGUUCACAUAAUCAAGACAUCCAUCGACAGGCUACAAGCGCGCAACGCCGCAGAGCAUCGAAAAAGAGAGGAGGAAGAGGAGCAGCGGAAAAUGUCGAGCGUGCCAACGACUCCAGACUCUGAAGAGGAUGCAGCCGCCAAGGAACCAUAUCUUCCCAUCAUCAUACCCACGGAUGACCCUCAACCCGUCUCCAUCUCUGAAGUUCAAGCCCACCUUGACGAAGCAGAAAAAGAAGACCUUGAGAAUCUUUUCUCCCAUGACACACCUGUAUCCAGGACGCCUUUUGAUCUUGACUCCAAGCCAAAGAAGAGCCGCAAGUUUAAGCUCGCCCACCUGCUCAAGCGUCUCGCCGAUAGGGACAGUGGCACUCCCCCGGUCAGAGACUCGUCAAAGAAUGAGGAGCCGUCUAGCUCAUCUGAGAUCACCAUCAAACAUGAAGAGCCACCGCUACCACCAACGCCACCGGAAGAAGUCUAUUGCACCCCGUGUUUCCACCGUCUCAUCACAACCGCAUGCCAGAACGAGCAGCAGUGGCCCCCCAAGUGUUGCCUCAACACAAUCCCCGAGGAGACAACUCUCGCCCACAUUCCGGCCGACCUCCAGAAGACGUUCCGUCGCCGCGCCGAGGAGUGGGCUCAGCCGGCACCGGAUCGAAUCUACUGCAGCCGACCCACCUGCUCACGCUUCAUCCCCACGAGGCGCGUCGACCACGCCACCCGCACAGCGCGCUGCUCCCACCGCAGCCAUCCUCCAACCUGCACCCUCUGCCGCGGCCCCGCUCACCCUACCGCCGAGGCGUGCCCCUCCGACCGCGACGCCGCCCUCACCGAGGCCCUCGCUGCCGAUGCCGGCUGGAUGCACUGCGGCGCGUGCCACGCGCUCGUCGAGCAUCGCGAGGCAUGCCAGCACAUGACGUGUCGUUGUGGGCACGAGUUCUGCUACGUCUGCGCGCUACCGUGGCAGACGUGUGGGUGUACCAUGGAUUCGCUAGCGGAGAAGCUCGCGGCGGCAGCGGCGCGGGUCGAGGCGCGACUCCUUCGGGAGGCGGAGGAGGAAGAAGCCGUGCGAAUGGUGGAGGAGUUUGAGAGGGAGGAGAGGCUCAAGCAGGAGCUGCUCCGUGCCGAGGCCGAGAGGGCGGAAGCCGAGCAGAGGGCUGAGCGGGAGGCCAUCAGACAGAGCGAGGUCAAGGACAGGUUUGAGAAGCUGAGACGCCAGAUGGGGGAUCUAAGGGAGCUGCAGGAUGUGCUUGUAGGCUGGCAGCACGAUCGGGAGGUCGAAGUUCUCAAGGCCGAUGGUGCCGCUGAAGAGGAGGCUCUUAAGGAGAGGCAGCUCAGAGAGAGGCAAGAAUACGACCAGACGGCACGCGACAAGAUUCAAGUGCAAGAGCUGUCGUUCAAACGGGACUAUGCUUCGAGAGUCGCGCAGGAGAGGGACGUCGAGGCCAAGUACAUGCUCGAGCUGCAGGUCUUCUACGAAGGGCGCGUCGAGGGGGCGAAAAUGGUCGGCGACGCGAUGACGCUGUUCCGGCGGCAGAUGGACAAGGGGUGGCGCGCCUGGAGCCAGUGGCGGGACGGUGAAAUGGCGGCGUAUCAGGCCCGCAUCGACGAGGAGCGGACCAUUCAGGAGGAGGGGCUCUGCAGCGUCAAGGCGAGGUUGGAGGACAGGCUCGCCGAGCAAGCGAGAGAGGCGACCAGGAGGACGGCGGCCGAGAUGAAGUGGGCCGAGGAGGUGUGGCGGGAGAGAGAGGCCAUGAUGGUGGAGCUGGAGAGGGAGGAGCUCGAUGACGGAGAGACCGGGAGCUGGUACAGCUUUAGGGAUGCCGAGGAGGAACUGCCUGAGGAGGCGGAAGCUUCUGGGUCAGGGUCGGAAUCGGCGUCAGCAGCGAUUCCGGCUUGA
Verticillium dahliae VdLs.17 is the source of this 2163-nucleotide messenger RNA. RefSeq names its product IBR domain-containing protein. Gene Ontology annotation, biological process: ubiquitin-dependent protein catabolic process; protein polyubiquitination; positive regulation of proteasomal ubiquitin-dependent protein catabolic process. NCBI's taxonomy places the organism in Eukaryota, Fungi, Ascomycota, Sordariomycetes, Glomerellales, Plectosphaerellaceae. The record is from RefSeq and is a predicted model, not a curated record. Bases 1 to 2163 code for a protein of 720 amino acids. Gene Ontology annotation, molecular function: ubiquitin protein ligase activity; ubiquitin conjugating enzyme binding. The transcript is spliced from 2 exons. Gene Ontology annotation, cellular component: ubiquitin ligase complex; cytoplasm.